UUUUCACAAUUUCCAUUUCCAUUUCCAUUUCCCUUCCCCUUUCCCUUUUUAGCUUUUUCACUUUUUUUCCAACAAAAAUUGAUUCCUAACUUUCUCUGUGGAUUUUGCACUCACUCUCCCUUCCUUUCUUCCCCCUCUCUGUCAUCCACAAUCGAAGUUUUCUUCUCUCUGUUGACGACGGACGGUGACUUUUGUCGGUGCUCUAAUCUUAUGCUUUUUUGUUUUCCGGCGAGUUUUCCGAUUCGUGGUGCAGAAUGGCUAAGCGUGGCUACAAAUUGCAGGAAUUUGUGGCGCAUUCGGGGAAUGUAAACUGUUUAAGAUUUGGGAAGAAGACGCGUAGACAGUUUCUCACUGGUGGAGAUGAUCAAAAUGUGAAUCUUUGGUCCAUUGGUAAACCAACAUCCACUGCGAGCCUAAGUGGUCAUACGAGUCCAGUAGAAUCUGUAGCUUUUGACUCAGCAGAGGUUCUAGUGCUUGCUGGAGCUUCAUCAGGUGUAAUAAAGCUAUGGGAUCUGGAAGAAACAAAAAUGUAGUGGUUCGCACUCUUACGGGACACAGAUCAUAUUGCACUGCCUGUGAAUUCCAUCCUUUUGGUGAAUUUUUUGCAUCUGGAUCUAUGGAUACUAAUCUUAAGAUAUGGGAUAUAAGAAAAAAAGGAUGCAUCCACACAUACAAAGGUCAUACUCGAGGAAUAAGUACCAUAAGAUUCUCUCCUGAUGGCCGCUGGGUGGUUUCUGGCGGAUUUGACAAUGUUGUGAAGGUAUGGGACCUAACAGCUGGAAAGCUCUUGCACGACUUUAAGUUCCAUGAGGGGCACAUUCGAUCCAUAGAUUUCCAUCCACUUGAGUUUCUUUUGGCAACAGGUUCUGCUGACCGUACCGUAAACUUUUGGGAUUUGGAAACAUUUGAAUUGAUUGGAUCGACCCGACGUGAGGCUGCAGGAGUACGAUCAAUCACCUUUCACCCCGAGGGAAGGACUCUGUUUUGUGGACUGGAUGAUAGCUUGAAGGUUUAUUCAUGGGAGCCUCUAAAGUGUCACGACUCUGUUGAAAUGGGAUGGUCGACUUUAAGUGAUCUCUGCAUACAUGAUGGGAAGCUUGUAGGUGGUGCUUAUUACCAAAACUAUGUUGGAGUAUGGGUUGCAGAUGUUUCGCUUAUUGAUCCCCAUGGAGCUGGUUUAACUCCAGAUAGACAAAGUAACUUGGAGCAGAAACAGGACCACGUGGAGAGUCGUUUAGAAAGAAUAGGAAGCAACAGAAGUUCUAAUUCGAAUCUUCGCUGCUCAUCACCUGAUAUUGAUUCCAAGGAAAUAAAGAAUAUAUAUGUGGACAGUGAAAAUCCUGUCACCAUGAAGAAAGUUACUUCUCCUUCUCCAAAAGUAGUUCCUCCUUUAGAUUCUAAGGAAAACAAGAAACAGUUGAGUCAGAAGCUUAAUUCUGUCGUUGGUUUACCUGCAAAAACUAAUGGAUUGCCAGUAGGUAAAUCAUUUGUUGUCCCCAGUGUGAUACCUCGUGAUAUUCCAGAGGAGAAGAACUUGGAUACUUGUAGAAGGGAAUCUAUUUCUGCAACCAGAGUAAGUAGUGGUAUAUCACAAAAGCCGUCUCACAUAAAGUGCCCAUCCAGCAAUAACUAUGAUAUGGAGAAGAUUUCUGUGGCUCUUCAGUCUGAAUUUGCAGACAACUUGCUGCGUACAGUAGAUUGUAAGAAGGAAUCAGAUAUUGAUAGCAGGCUUAUGGCAGAUAAUAAUUCCAGAGAACGUUCCGAGGCAAAAGAUUCAGCUGUCAAGCAUGGUGGAGAAAAGCUAGAGAAAACUUCAUUGCAACCACUGCUGAAUAGUCGGGAGAACCGUAAUGUGGCUUCAGAAGGCAGGAAAGAGUUGCAUCCAGUUAGAUUUGUAAAUGGAGUGGCGGUAGUGCGAGGAAGGACGCGCAGUUUGGUUGAGAGGUUUGAGAAAAGAGAAGGGUUGAACAUGGAUGAUGUCCAUAAGCUGGAUGCAGUGUCUCAUUCUAAAACUGAGGAAAGAGAUGUAUCCCCUUUGCCACCUUCUUGUUGUAAAGACGAGGAAGAAGAAACCUUUUCCAAAUAUUUUGAUGAGGAACCAGAAACAUCACCUUUGACAGCUUCUCGUUUUAAAACAGAGGAAGCAAUGCGCCCCUUGCCUUCAGCUCAUUCGAAAGUUGAGGAAGCAAAUUCAUAUUCUUUGCCAGCUUCUCAAUAUGAAGUUGAGGAAUUAGAAGCAUCCCAUAAGCCAGCUUCUAAGUUAAAAUCUGAGGAAGUAAGAAAAGCCCAUUUACCAGCUUCUCAUUCUGAAGCUGAGAAAUUAGAGGCAUCCCCUAUGCCAGCUUCUCAGUUUAAAUCUGAGCAAGUUAGAGAAUCCCAUUUACCAGCUUCUUGUUCUAAAGCUGAGGAAUUUGAAACAUCCCCUAUGCCAGCUUCUCAGUUUAAAUCUGAGGAAGUUAGAGAAUCCCAUUUACCAACUUCUUGUUCUAAAGCUGAGGAAUUUGAAAUAUCCCCUAUGCUAGCUUCACAGGUUAAAUCUGAGGAUGUAAGGAAGUCUCGUUUGCCAACUUCUCGUUCUAAAGCUGGGGAAUUAGAAGCAUCCUCUAUACCAGCUUCACAGCUUAAACCUGAGAAUGUAAGAAGAUCCCGUUUAUCAGCUUCUCGUUCUAAAGCUGAGGAACUGGAAGCAUCCCCUGUGCUUGUUUCUAAGUUUAGAAGUGGAGCAAGAACAUCCCGUUUGUCAGCUUUUCGUUCAAAAGCUGAGGAAGCUAAAACAUCACGAUUAUUAGCUUCUCGUUCUAAAGCUGAGGAGGCACAAACAUUGCGCCUGUUGUCUUCUGGUUCUUAUGCUGAGCAACCACAAAUUGCCCCUUUGCCGAAUACUGAUCAGCAGACUAUUGCACGGUGUGAGCCAGUGCAGAAUGAUGAUAUAAUUAUUGAAGAUCUUAUGCAAUGCCAUGAUGUACUGCUAAGUACGUUUAGAUCUCGUUUGACAAAGCUGCAGGUAGUUCGUCACUACUGGGAACGGAAUGACAUCAGGGGUGCUUUUGAGGGUUUGAGGAAGUUGUCAGAUCAUUCUGUGCAAGCUGAUGUUGUGAGUGUCCUCGUAGAUAAAAUGGAGAUUAUCACUUUGGAUUUGUUUUCCUUCUUGUUGCCUGUACUGUUGGCCUUGCUUGAUACUAAGAUAGAAAGGCAUGCAAAUGUUUCCCUGGAGCUGUUGUUGAAACUUGUUGCAGUCUUUGGACCAGUAGUUCGCUCAGCCGUUUCAGCACAUCCAUCUGUAGGGGUUGAUCUUCAUGCAGAAGCGAGAAUUAAGUGCUGCAGGCAGUGCUUUGCCUACCUCCAAGAUAUACAGAAAACACUUCCUGCACUUAUAAGGAGAGGGGGUCUGCCGGCAAAAGGUGCAGUACAAUUAAAUCUCCUACUUCAAGAAUCAUAGUCCAGUUUAUCAGAUAUGCUUUUCCUAAUGGCUAAAGCAAGACAACGGAAUGGGAAGUUAGCUAAUAUACCAUGUUCUCAAACUUAUGUCUCUUUAUGGACACCCACAAUUUUGCUCCUCGGGUUUCCAUCCUUGCUACCAUUUUCACCAACCUUGUAACAGCGGAAAACUAGCAAGAUGGAAAUGCAGUGUCUGUCCUCCGCCACUGCAACUGGUUUGAGAGGCAAAGGUAAAAACUCUCGAUAUAAUAUGACCUUUUGUUGGAGAGUAGCAUGGCUAUCUUCAUUCAGAUAUGCGGCUUGAACAUAUUCAAAGUUCCUGGCUGUAUGUAUCCAUCCAUAUGUAAGUUGUGUACAUGUAUCUGCAAUAGUAAAAAAAUGGAUGAGAUGUGUACAUCAUUUGAUCAAUGAAACAGAUAUUCAUACA
Molecule: messenger RNA, 3865 nt
Organism: Solanum stenotomum
Lineage: Eukaryota; Viridiplantae; Streptophyta; Magnoliopsida; Solanales; Solanaceae
Product: katanin p80 WD40 repeat-containing subunit B1 homolog KTN80.4
Exons: 18
Coding region: 506-3439 (977 amino acids)
Biological process (GO): microtubule severing; microtubule depolymerization
Cellular component (GO): katanin complex
Molecular function (GO): microtubule binding
Source: RefSeq, a predicted model, not a curated record